Molecule: messenger RNA, 2090 nt
Organism: Chilo suppressalis (striped riceborer)
Lineage: Eukaryota; Metazoa; Arthropoda; Insecta; Lepidoptera; Crambidae
Source: the annotation of a GenBank genome assembly
GGCAAGUGCCCAGGGCCCCGUGAUCGAUAGGGGCCCACCUCAGAUCACAAAUACAAAGUCCCUAGUUCUUGUUAGAUCACCAAACGGGGGUCAUAGGGGGCCCAUUAUCCUAAUAUGCCCAAGGCCUCCAAUAGGUCAAAGACGGCACUGACUAUCGCUCAAUGUUCGACGACCUCCGUGGCCGAGUGGUUUGUACGCCGGGUUUCAUGGUGUCGCCGACUCGAGAGGUUGUGUGAUAAAUACGAAUACAAAUUACUCCAGUCAUGGAUGUUUAAUAUGUAUUACUAUAUAAAUAUACUUAUAUAUGUACAGUAUAUGUAUUCUAUCCGUUACCCUAAUAUCCCAUAACACUAGCCUUACAGUGCUUACUUUGGGGCUAGGCUAAUUGGUAAUGGAACUACAACACUCACAUGUUGGCAAUAUUUAUUUAUAUAUUUUAAUUUAGUCACUGCUCGUGGAUGAACCGCUUACCUAUAUUAACAAGUGGUUGAUGUCGACUUAUCAGUGCAUCGUAAGGUGGCUGGCAAAAUGUUGGCUCUGCUAGUCCUCGGCUUAGCUGUAACUACAGCUUUACCGCAACACUCCGAAAAGGUUGACUGGCCCAACAGGCCCUCAUGGUGGCCCGAGAAACUUGAUUGGCCUCCGACGUGUCCCACCGAAUGGCCUGACAGACUGCCCUGGCCUCCAGUGGAGCCGCAAGAUCAGGCCGUUGCGUUAGUUCUGCUCCUCAAUCAAGUCCGACCCUCAGAUGGAAUCAACUGGCCUGAUCAGCCUGCUUGGUGGCCUGGCAGUCUGCCCUGGCCUCCAGCGAUACCUGAACAAUGGCCUGAUCAGCCCGCUUGGUGGCCUGACAGUCAGCCCUGGCCUCCGACUUUGCCUGAUAUUAACUGGCCUCCGACUUUGCCUGAUAUUAACUGGCCUCCGACUUUGCCUGAUAUUAACUGGCCUCCGACUUUGCCCGAUAUCCAGUGGCCUCCACAACUACCAGACUGGUUCCCCAUUGACCAAAUUCCGUACAUACCUUCGAGGGAUAACCAGUACCAUCUGUUCACUAGAGCCAACCCGUCAGUCAGCCAACCUUUAGUUCUUGGCGCGAACCAGCUGUUGGCCAGCACUAACUACAGACCAGACCGCAAGACUGUCAUCUUAGUCCACGAUCUGCAGAGUUCUGCUGUGGGGCUAUCGAACGCUGUACUUCUACCUGCAUUUCUUGCUGCUGGUGACGUGAACGUGCUACUGGUAGACUGGAGCACUGGCGCCGACUCCGGAACACUUCUGUCCACCUUCUUUUCAGCUCUAUCUGGUAAUCACGUGGCGCGUUUCCUGAACUGGCUCUCGGAGAGCUCUGGAGCAGACCUGGCAGACUACCACCUCGUUGGUGUCGGCCUUGGAGCCUGGAACGUAGGCUUCAUCGGCAGAAGACUGAGGUCUCGAGUCGGCUAUAUCACAGCUUUGGACCCAUCCAAAGGCCCUAGUGUAACAAGCAUCCUUCCAGCUCUGAAUCCCACCGUGGCUCUAUACACUGAGGUGAUCCACUCCACCGCUGGUACGACCGGAUACGAACCACCGAUAGGCGACGUCGAUUUUUAUCCGAACGGAGGGGCUGCCAUGCCCGGAUGCGGCAACAACUCUGAAUGCAGCAGGAAUAGGGCCGUAUACUACUUCGCGGAGUCAGUGCAUAGCGGAGGGUUCACUGGAGUAGAAUGCGAGUCACACCGUGAUGCCCUGAGCAGUUCCUGCAACGGCGAAGGAAGACUAAAAAUGGGCGGACUGAAUGCUAAGACUGGUUCUCGUGGUGUUUAUCAUCUGGAGACGAACGCCCUCCCACCAUUCUCCAGAGGAUGAGAACUGUGAACUGAGAAUAACUAAAUCCAAUAAAGUAUUACCAGUAUUAUAUGUGUCUUAUUUAAACAUAAACAAAAUACAAUUGCAUAUGGGCAUUUUUGUAUGAAUCUAAAGUUUGAUAUUAGAUUUGUCUUACCCAUAUUAAUUUUAACCUGCAAGUCUUUGAAUAUUGUGCCGAGGUCCUCUGCUGACUUUGCUACUUAAAUCUUACAAAAAAUAUGUUUUUAUUUUUUAAGCAUUUCACU